Aegilops tauschii subsp. strangulata is the source of this 385-nucleotide messenger RNA. The record is from RefSeq and is a predicted model, not a curated record. Lineage: Eukaryota; Viridiplantae; Streptophyta; Magnoliopsida; Poales; Poaceae.
AUGCUGCGCUGUUGCUUCGGCGGGCAGCCAACAAGAGCAGCUCGUACUGCGUCAGGAAACUGCAAUCUUUCUGGUGGUGCUAUCGUAAUUGACGACGAGGAUUGGUCAUACUCAUACACGCUCAAGAUAGCCGGAUACUCAAGAACCAAGGAGCUGCUCGAGACCGGCAAGUACGCAAGAUCUACGCCUUUCACUGUUGGAGGCCAUGUUUGGGCCGUACGUUAUUACCCAAACGGUUACAAGGAUGCUGCUGAUUUCGCAUCUAUUUUCCUAGUUCUUGUUGAUUCUACGGGCGCCAGGGAUGUGAAGGCGAAAUGCACGUUCAGUGUGCUCGACGAGGCCGGGUUGCCAGUGCCUUCUUUCACCCGUACCUACACCUCCGCAC